Messenger RNA from Centruroides sculpturatus (bark scorpion), 3461 nucleotides. RefSeq names its product collagen alpha chain CG42342-like. Bases 216 to 2156 code for a protein of 646 amino acids. The record is from RefSeq and is a predicted model, not a curated record. The transcript is spliced from 31 exons. NCBI's taxonomy places the organism in Eukaryota, Metazoa, Arthropoda, Arachnida, Scorpiones, Buthidae.
AAUGUUUUGGUCAUCUGGCGACGAUGUUUACAUUAUUUGUCACUAGAUGGCGUAGGUUUUGGGAGUUUAAAAGUUGCCAGACGGCGAUGUUGCGCGCGUGCAUGUGCAUCUCUCCAUUUGGAUGUGCAACGGGAGCGGAGGCGAGCCACGACGGCUUCUUCUACCUGAAUAUGGAGUGAAGUGCAGCGGAGAAGCCGAAAAAAAUAAAAAGAAGAAUGGAAAAGUGCGAUCGCGAGCGGGAGAAAGUGAGCGCAACAAGUGAGAAUCGCAAGAGAUCGAUCAUCGAUCAUGGCAGGAGGUGGUGCGCGUUUUCCGACUCUUCGUCGUUACUUUUACUUUUUGUGUGUUUUCUUGCCCUCUUCCUAUCGGCCGCGUCCAUGUUUAAACUUUUCCGAUUGGAGGGGCGUGUUCAACAAUUAGAAGACGAGUGCAGGCAGUACCAACUCAGGAUAGACUCUCUAAAUCAAGCGGAGGUCCUUCUCAAACAGCGUGCCGAACAGGAGGAGAAGAGGAGGAAGAGGGAUGUGGUGGCCGCCGAAUGCAUGUGUCCGCCAGGACCUCCCGGAAAAAGAGGGAAACGAGGAAGAAAAGGAGAAGUGGGCGAUCAAGGUCUUCCGGGACCAAUGGGACCUCCGGGUAAACCGGGUUUUCCGGGAGCAAUCGGUAUUGAUGGACCAAAAGGCGAUCCGGGGGAUAAAGGAAGUAAAGGUGAUAAGGGAGAAAGUGGAAUUGAUCUCUUUACACCAACAAAGGGUACAAAACGUUCUCUCAGUAGACUUCAUGGGGGAACAUUGGGUUUUGCAGAAGUCAUCGGUAUUAAGGAUCUUGCCAGUUUGGGGAUAACACUUUCACCAGGCGAUUUGGUCUUAGUUAAAGGAGAACAGGGACCGGCGGGACCUCCUGGGCCAGCGGGGCCAGCCGGUCCUACAGGUCUUCCAGGAUUUGAUGGUAGAGUUGGCUUACCUGGUGAACCGGGUCCUCCUGGUGAAACAGGUAUGCCUGGAAGUCCAGGACCUGCGGGCCCAGUAGGAAAGGAUGGAAUGCCAGGACCUAAAGGUGAUAAAGGAGAUAAAGGAGAUAGAGGUUUGACAACAACAUUAGAUGGAAAUGCAUUCCCUACUGGUUUCAUAGAAGGACCUCCUGGACCACCUGGACCUCCAGGACCUGCAGGACCACCAGGAAGAAAGGGAAAGGAUGGAAGACCUGGUAAGGCUCGAGGACCACCUGGAAUACCAGGUUUAAAGGGAGACAAAGGUAAUUCUGGUGUAAAAGGUGAAAAAGGAACAAGAGGAGAUAUUGGACUACCUGGACCAAGGGGUCUAAUGGGUCCUCCUGGUUUAUAUGGAAAAAAUGGAGAGAUUGGUCCACAAGGCCCUCCAGGAUUGCAAGGACAACCAGGUCCAAAAGGAGAUAAAGGAUUGAAAGGUGAUAUUGGUCUUCCUGGAUUGAUGGGAUCUCCUGGACUGCCUGGACCUCCUGGUAAGACGGGCAGUAAAGGUGAAAAGGGAAACAAAGGAGAUUUGGCUCCUAUUAAGUUUAUAAAAAGUGUGGAUGGAAAUUAUCAUGGAACUCGAGAAUUUCUAAUUGGACCUCCAGGACCAGCUGGUCGACCAGGAGCCCCAGGCAUUCAAGGACCGCCAGGAAUUAAGGGUGAGAGAGGAACUGAUGGACAAAAAGGAGAGAUGGGAGACAAAGGAGAAAAAGGUGAAAUGGGCCCAAUGGGAUUGCCAGGUCCAAUGGGUUUACGUGGAGAUCCUGGAAUACCUGGAAAAGAUGGCAAAAUGGGAUACAGAGGUCCUCCUGGUCUGGAUGGAAUGAAAGGUGAACGUGGAGAAUUAGGAAAAAAAGGCGAGAAGGGUGAACCAGGUCUUCCGGGUACAGAUGGUAUUCCAGGCUUGUCGGGUUCUAAAGGUGAACCAGGAGAUCCAGGACAAUUGGGGCCAAGAGGUAAAAGAGGAAAGCGAGGUGAAAAGGGUGAUAAAGGUGAUCAGUUUAUCAAAACUUUAUAUUUAAAUUUUCAGGGUGUUCCGGGACUAGAUGCUCCCUGUCCUCUGGGACCCGACGGCCUACCUUUACCAGGUUGUGGAUGGCGACCACCUAUAGGACCUAUACCUCCGGUUUCACCUUCUACGAUAGAUGAUGAUGAUGAUGAAUAACAUAAAAAUUUAACAUUACUAAUCACUGCCAUUAAUAAAAUGAUUGAUUGUGGUGUUACCAUGAAGAUGUGGUAGAUCAAAUCCAUUCUCAUUUUGGAGAAAUUUGAGAACAUCUUUAGAUACAGUUCUUCAUUCAAUGAAUAUAAUUGUAAAUUUGCACGUUCGGAAAUGUUCACUGAAUUAAAAUAUUGGAUAAAAAUAUAACAAAUUAAUCAACAUGCAGCAGGAACACAAUUAUCUAAUUACUGCCACUAUUGAAGUUUGGUGAUGGAAAAGUUUAUGGGCAUGUGUGUGUGUCUGUCACAAAUAAUAUACAGUAAUAAACAGGAAAGAUUUGUUAAUGCAGAAAAAUACAGAAGACUGACUAAUUUCUUUGUGAUAAACUUUAUGACACACAAAUAUAAAGCCAAACAAGACAUUCGCUGCAUUUCAGAUCAAAACAAUGAUCAUUUAUGAUUAAGAAAGGUAUAUAUACAUAUAUUACAUUAUCAGAGAUUUUACAGAAUACUGAAAAUUGAAUCUUUUAUUGUAAGAUUUUUUUUGUAAAAAUUAGUGCCAAACUGUUACAAAAAAUUGUUGGAUAACAGAUUAAAAUAUUUGCUAUGAAGUAUUAAACUGUUCAAUUUAUGUUAAAUUGUCAUUUUCUAGAAUUAUUUUAUCUGUAAAUUUCCAUAAAAAUACAAUAUAUCAGUCAAUGUAAAUAUUUCUAGUCUUCUUCAGAAGUACUUUUAGCAUCUUUUAAUGCUUUUUUUUUUAUAAGAAUGUCAUAAGAGAAUAAUAUUUACCAACUAACGUAGAUGGUGCUAAGUUUUACUCUUUACAUAUCAGGUUUUUGCCAUUUCUUAAUGUCUUUCGACCCUGAAGGAUUUAUUGUUCGCUUAUUUGAUGUGUAUUUAUUGCAUUCAUUUAAUUCCUGUCAGCUUAUAAUAAUGCUUAAUGCACUAUUGUACAGCAUUUGUAGUGUGUAUAAAAAAAGGAAACAUACUCACAUAUAAGUUAUUGGUUUCUAAUUGUUAUAAAAGAACUGAUUUUAUAAUUUUUCUUAAAAAGUUAGCUGGUUUUACAUUUCAAAAGGUUUUUCACAAUUUUUCAGAAAUCAAAACCAGUUGGUAUUUUGCAUUCAAUGAAUGUAAUUACUGAUAUGUUCUGUAAAUAAUAAUAUUGGAAACAUGAUAAAUGCAAUCUUAAAAGAAAUUUAACUAAAAAAAAUAUUAAAAAAUCAUCAUUUGUAUACCAUUUUGUGUAAGAUAUGUUUUUGUAUGAUUCAAUGUCUAGUUGUAAUUAAAUGUGUUCCUUCAUUUGGUA